This is a messenger RNA of Patiria miniata (bat star), 5134 nucleotides long. RefSeq names its product integrin beta-1-like. The transcript is spliced from 24 exons. The record is from RefSeq and is a predicted model, not a curated record. Bases 867 to 3368 code for a protein of 833 amino acids. Gene Ontology annotation, molecular function: integrin binding. Lineage: Eukaryota; Metazoa; Echinodermata; Asteroidea; Valvatida; Asterinidae. Gene Ontology annotation, biological process: integrin-mediated signaling pathway; cell adhesion mediated by integrin; cell-matrix adhesion. Gene Ontology annotation, cellular component: integrin complex; cell surface; focal adhesion.
CUGCCGUUGUACGCGAUUUGAAACAAAGGAAAUGUUUAUUGUCUGGUGGUUGUCACCUCUGCCAUAUCACAGCACGAGAGAGGAAGUGGGUUAUCCGACUAAAUUUUGCCGUCUUCACUGUAUGUAGUGGACGUGCGCGUGCACGUGCGAUGCCCAGCACUUCCCCGGAUAUACUUCUGGACAGAUAACGUAUAGUGAAGCCAGCGGAACAGGAAACAACACACACGGAUCAUGCACGGAUGAAGUGGGUCCAUGGUCUUACUUUUUUGUCCUGUAUCAUUUACACAUCACAACCACGCUGCUGAUAUCGUCAUUGCACAGGGAAAUAUAAAAUUGGCAAGGCACUCUAUCUAGUCAGUUUUUCCAUCGAAAUUGGGAAGGCAACAUAAGAUAGUAGCUAGAACCACUAGAACCGAAAGGACGUACGGGCGAUCGCGUUGGAUGUUGCCACACGACGUGCACAGCUGUUCACUGCCACUGCAUAAGAAGUAGACCGCGCUAUACAGCAGCUGAUGACAGAUGCACAAUUAGCUUCGCUGCGUGAUGUGAGAGGCAACCGCCUUGUGUGGCCGACUCGACAGUAAUUUCUCGUGGUCAGCAAUAGGCCUAUACAUUGUAAUUUUUUAUUCGCAAAGCUGCUGGUGGAAACGUACAUUUUGGAUACGGGAAUCGUGUCUAUGGAUGAGGUGUUAUCUUAAAGGUCGAGGCUAUACGCGUAGUGACGGAGGACUAAAAACGGUAACCUAGGCGAUACCGCAUUGUCGAGCCUCCAUAUCGGCAGUAAACGACGGUCUCUCGCACGACACGACAGCGCAGUUAGCGUCCCCCGGGAGAGAAAGGAAAAUCCGGCUAAACUGUCAGCAGACAUGGACGGGGGGUACAGAUACAGACAUUUAAUAUGGGCCACCAUGAUGCUAAGUUUGCUAUCAACGAUGUGCAAUGCGCAAGCAGUUACAGAGCCACCGCCAAUCGAUCCCCAAGACUUACAGGACAACAUCUGCUCAGCGGCAAGGACAUGCGGGGAGUGUAUUGCUCUGGAUCCAAUGUGUGGCUGGUGCGGGGAUCAGGGUUAUGCAGAGGAGACGAACUUUCGAAGAUGUGAUUUACAAGCCAACUUGAUGAACAAAACUUGUCAAGAUAUUACAUUCCCUGAAAGCAGUGUAACAGUUGUUCAGAAUGAUCCUUUAAGCGACGCCGGUGAAGGGCCAUCUACGGAAGCCGUGCAAGUGGCGCCCCAGAAGAUCACGUUGAAAUUACGGCCAAAGGAAACAGCCGAUUUGACAGUAUCGGUACGGCAAGCGAGAGACUACCCAGUGGAUCUGUACUACGUCAUGGAUCUGAGCCGAUCCAUGCAGGACGACUUGGACAACUUGAAAGAACUGGCUACAACAUUAGCGUACGAGAUUGGGAACAUCACAAGGAACUUUCGUCUAGGCUUCGGUUCAUUCGUCGAGAAAACGGUGGCGCCCUACGUCGACACUGCAAUUGGAAGUCUUAUGGAACCAUGUCCAGGUUGUGAAGCUCCCUAUAACUUCAGAAAUCAUCUACCCUUAGACAUCAACACUGACUUAUUCUCGCAAAGAGUCAACGAAACAUCAGUCUCCGGUAACUUGGAUCUUCCCGAGGCUGGCCUUGACGCCCUCAUGCAGGUCACAGUAUGCAAAGAUCAGAUUGGUUGGCUGCCGAGAGCGAGGCACAUCGUCGUCUACACUAGCGAUGGAUCAUUCCAUUUUGCAGGUGAUGGAAAGCUUGGCGGCGUUGUACAACCAAAUGAUGGAAAGUGUCAUCUCAACCCAGACACGGGCUACAACACAAAGGCUAAUGAAUAUGAUUACCCAUCUAUCGGGCACCUGAACGUCCGAAUGAGAGAGCAGAACGUCAUCCCAAUCUUCGCCGUGACGGCCAAACAAAUGAGCUUAUAUCAGACUCUCGCUCGGUUUAUCGAAGGCUCGACUGUGGGCACGCUGGCUCAAGAUUCUUCAAAUGUUGUCCAAUUGAUCAAGGACAACUAUGAGAAAAUCACAUCGCGGGUGGAGAUCGUGGACAAUUCCCCGGAGAAUCUUGCCGUGAGUUACACGUCACGGUGCCUGGACGAGGCACCGAGACCAAACUCCAAGGUCUGUACGGGGCUACGCCUCGGUGAGACGGUCAGCUUUGAUGUCAGCGUGGAGGCUACAAGUUGCCCGGACAAUAACAUACAAAAGUUCUCCAUUGGGCCGAUUGGAUUCGACGAAUCUAUAUUGAUCACGGUCGAAGUUGCCUGCGAGUGCGAGUGUGAGGCAUCAGCGGUUCCUAACAGUGAGUACUGUACAAAUGGUAACGGCACCUUAUCGUGUGGUCAGUGUGCGUGCGAUCCUGGACGGUAUGGUAAGCAGUGUGAGUGUAGCAGCACUGACGAUGCAGGCACGUCAUUCAGGGAUAAGUACGAAAACGUCGCAUCGUGUAGAGCGAACACCAAUUCGACAUCUUCGAUUGUGUGCUCGGGCCGAGGUGAAUGUAUAUGCGGGGAGUGUGCCUGUUUCGAACGCCAGAAUCGCAAGGAGAUCAUUUCGGGACGGUAUUGUGAAUGCGACAAUUUCUCGUGCGAACGAUACGAUUCAGAAUUGUGCGGAGGGCCAGAUAGAGGCGAGUGUGUGUGUGACGAGAAGAAGCGGCGUAGUGCGUGCAAGUGCAGACCCGGCUACGUUGGUAACGCUUGCGGCUGCGCCACGUCCACAGCUGCAUGCAUUGCUUCCAAUGGGCUUAUAUGUAAUGGGAGAGGACGGUGCAACUGCAACAAGUGUACCUGUGAGUCGCCAUUCCAAGGCGAAACGUGUGAAGUCUGUAAGACUUGUAUCGGCAAAUGUUCGUCCUACCGACCCUGUGUGGAGUGUCAGGUCUACGGUGUAGAUAUCUCACCCGCGGAUUGUAACAAGUGCAACGUGGCUGUGGUGAUCGAGAGAGACUUACCAACGAUAAACGGAUCCAGUCUGUGCGUGUUCCCUGUACCCGAAGGCCACAGCAACUGCUCCCAGACGUACAGCUUCGUGUACGAGACACUCAGCAAUGGCACCAUACUAGUUCACUUGGUAGAACCAGGAGAGUGUGGAGGUGAUUCUGGGAGUGGAGGAAACGACGGCGAUGGCCCUGUUGUUGAGAAAGAUGCUUCAGGCAGCGAGAUAUUUAUCUUUGUCAUCAGCACAGUAGUUGCCAUCGUACUGAUAGGCCUUGUACUCCUGGCACUCCUGAGAGCGGCUACUUUCUUGCACGAUAAGAGGGAGUUUGCGCGCUUCCAGAAAGAGCAGAAGUCGGCAGUCUGGGAUCAGGCGCAAAACCCUAUCUACAAGCCGUCGACGUCUACUUAUGUCAACCCAUUAUAUGGGAAAUAGCGUGAAGCACGGACACCACCAACCGAGGGUACCAGUUAGUGUUAACAUAAAGGGUUAGACACGCGUGUUCUACUAUGUAAAGUUGCUUAGUGAUGCAGUUUACCACCGAGUACCUGACUAUUUAAUUAAGCUCUAUGCAGUUCUGAACUAAAUUAUGUCAAGAAAGCUAGAGAAAAUAGACAAUGCUUUUGUAUAUUAAACCAAAACCGUGAGAGUUAUAAACCAACAAGAUUGAUUUUACCCUUCAAUGGGAUACGUGACAAAAGCGAUCAAUGAGCGAGACAUUUUUUUUUUAAAUUCUUCCACUCAUAUUUUCUACCCAUAUUAAUCCAUGUAAAUUAUUUGUCCAAGCAAAUUAUUGUUCUUGCCAUGUUAGGUAUUUUAUUUUAAACUUGCUGAUGUAGUACUUUGAAAUGACUAAUGCGUUACCGAAACAUGGCAUCUAGGCCUACUUCUUGUAAAAAUGCUGAUACUUCUUUAAUCUUUCAUUUUUAUCGACGGAACCAUUUUAAGCUUAGCGCCCUCUUUUGACUUCGGACACGUUGUGCACAUAAUUCAAAACAUAAAUCUGCAGCAGCAUUGUUGAGAUGACCAAUGGGCCGACCCAGGCCAUUCAGCUGAAUUAAUUAUUUGCGUGGUUAUUCCUUGAUCAACAGAGGGCGCUCUAAUGUAUAUAGCUUUGAUGAUACUUUGAAAAGUGUACAGAUUUGACCAAAGCGCUUAGUGCCAAUAUUUUGAGUAUUUUGAAGAUAGAUUGUAGAUAAUUAGCACAAAAGAACAUUGAUUAAGAGGAGAGCAUAUGUGAACUGAAGGAGAAACAACAACAAAACCGUGCACCUUAUUGAACUCACGUAAUUUAGUGGCUAUACGGAGUCACGAUUGUGCGUUAAACAACACAGGGCAACCUUCGAAAGCUUUAACAAGUUUGGAGAAUAGUUUUUAGAGAGCAACGACGCAAGUGUUUAAUACAUACAUGUACAUUUUAGUGACAUAAAGCUUCGAAAUAAAUGUAAAUAAUAAAUUUAUACAACAAAUGCCAACUUGUUUAAAUUUAGAUGGUUGGGGUGUAGGGUUAUGAUCACUGUAUAAUGCCAGUGCCUAGUUGUAAUUGUUUGCGUGAUUUGGUGUUGUGAUCUAUAUCUGUUUGUUUGUUUGCUUGUUUGCUUCUUUGUUCGUGUGUCUGCCUGUUCGUCAGUAUGACUGUCAGUUUUGUUUAGAGGGUUGACAAGGUGAAUUGCAAUGUCGCAGCGUCCGAAGGUUUUACAAAACGCAGACGGUUGUUAAUAGGCACGUGGUCACAUGCCCUCACUUCAUUGGUUCAUGUAAAGAGGGCGUGCUGCGUUGUGGGCGGAAUUUGUGUGUGAAACAAAAGAAGAGAGCAUAUAUCCCGUGGUUCGAAGACUAAUUGUUGCUUUGUUAAAUUUUGGAUUAACGUAAUGUUGACUUUAUUUAAAUAUGUCUAUGACGGAGAGGCUUGGUAUUUCAGCUGUAAUCUAAGCAAUUUGGCAAAUUAAAAUACUACCAUUUUAGAGCAUUAUACACACUUCCAGUGUUUUAUGUGGAUUUUAAAUGACUGAUUUCUCACAACUGAUUAAUAUAACACAGAGUUAGAACACGAUUUAUGAUUAUACCUAAUUCCGUUUCGGGGCUUUGUUUCAAGACUUGAAUUGUAGUAAAUAGCUUUAAUCAGUUCUUACUAAAGUCAAAAUGUCAUAUUUUAUAGAUUUUGUACUGUUUAGAUUGCUAAUUAAAAGAUGUUUAUACAA